GACCCGCGCAAGGUCACAAAGCCUAAGGAGCCUGAGGCUGUGCACGCUGCCCCAAGCCACAGUCCGGCCUUUCCAAUAAUGCCUACGGAACAAGUAGAGAGGGGCGCUGAAGAGCAGCCAGGCGUCCGGCCACAACGCCGCCCGUGGACCCCGCCCUUUGGGCCAGCAGGACCGCCCCUAAAGGGGAAGGGGGAGAAAAGGAGGAAAACCACUUCCGGGAGACAGCCGCGAAGAGGGCCAAGCACUUCCGCUCGAAUGAAGCACAUCAACCUGUCCUUUGCAGCAUGCGGGUUUCUGGGCAUUUACCACUUGGGGGCAGCAUCGGCACUUUACAGACAUGGCCGAAAGCUCCUGAAGGAUGUCAAGGCCUUUGCAGGGGCUUCUGCGGGAUCCUUGGUUGCUACCGUCCUACUAACAGCACCAGAAAGAAUAGAGGAAUGUAAUGAGUUUACCUACAAGUUUGCCGAAGAAAUCCGAAGGCAGUCUUUUGGGGCACUAACACCCGGCUAUGAUUUCAUGGCCCGAUUGAGAAGCGGAAUGGACUUGAUUCUCCCUGCCAAUGCUCAUGAGCUGGCCCACAACCGACUGCACGUAUCUAUCACCAACACGAAAACCAGACAAAAUUACCUGGUCUCAAAGUUUUCCUCCAGGGAGGACCUUAUUAAGGUUUGUCUAGCGUCACAGCUCACCAUUCUAUCAAGCCACACAUUUGAGGAGGAACUCGGGAGCACCUGGGCAGCUCAGCCAGUUCUCCUGGCUAGCAGCUUCCUGCCCAUUUACGCGGGCAUGAAACCAGUGGAGUACAACGGGCAGAAGUGGGUGGAUGGAGGCCUCACCAACGGCCUCCCCAUCCUCCCUGUCGGCCGGACGGUGACCAUCUCACCCUUCAGUGGACGACUGGACAUCUCCCCGCAGGACAAAGCGCAGUUGAAUGUGUACGUUAACGUCGCCAAACAGGACAUGAUGCUGUCUGUGGCUAACUUGGUGAGGCUGAACCAAGCCCUUUUUCCACCAAGCAAGAGGAAAAUGGAAUCUCUGUAUCAACAUGGCUUUGGUGACGCCAUUAAGUUUUUACUUAAAGAAAAUUGGUUUGAAUAGAAAGCUUCAAAGUUCAUAAUGCAAAACAGAUUUCACGACUUUUUUUUUCUCAUUUUUAUCCACAUGGCUUUUGAUGGAUGUUUCUAAUUAAAUCCCUUUUUUAAAAAGCCUA
Herpailurus yagouaroundi (jaguarundi) is the source of this 1210-nucleotide messenger RNA. It is a transcript of the gene PNPLA4, whose product is annotated as patatin like domain 4, phospholipase and triacylglycerol lipase. Gene Ontology annotation, biological process: triglyceride catabolic process; lipid homeostasis. The transcript is spliced from 8 exons. Gene Ontology annotation, molecular function: retinyl-palmitate esterase activity; triacylglycerol lipase activity. Lineage: Eukaryota; Metazoa; Chordata; Mammalia; Carnivora; Felidae. Bases 79 to 1098 code for a protein of 339 amino acids. The record is from RefSeq and is a predicted model, not a curated record. Gene Ontology annotation, cellular component: cytoplasm; membrane; lipid droplet.